AUGUCGACCAGUCGGACAACAACCAUAUACAAGCUGAAUUUCGAUUCUACAGUGCCGUCCAUAUCACUAAUGAGGAAGCUGAACAUCUGUGGUACUCAGCUGUUGUUCACAUCAUCGUCGUUAUUUAUUGCGACCGGGAGCUUUAAAAUAUGUGUUUUACGAUUUGAUGAUCACACGAUUGAAGAGAAUCCAGAAGUAAUCACCGAAAGAGAAAACGCAGGAGAAAUAGUUCGAUUGCACAGCAACAUGAAUGAAACGUCUUUUGUUAUGCUUACAACUCGAAAUGAAUUAUUUAUCCUAGAUCUUGAUGAAAAGUGUUCUUCCGGGUAG
Gongylonema pulchrum is the source of this 330-nucleotide messenger RNA. The record is from the annotation of a GenBank genome assembly. Lineage: Eukaryota; Metazoa; Nematoda; Chromadorea; Rhabditida; Gongylonematidae.